AAAAUCCUUUAACAAAAGAAUAAAAAACGUAAUGAGGGCAGAGAGUUAACCGAAACAAUCAGAAAAAAGAGGUUGUGGUGUCUGGGGGUCUUCAAAUCUUGGGUGGAGAAACCCAGUGGUUUUAUCCAAAAACAAAAAACGAAUUUGAAGAAGAAUGGUCUCAACUUCUUCACUAUCAAUUCUGUAUUCCACCACCACAUCUUCAUUUCCUUCCACUUCCAACAGUUUCUCUGAUAAUAAUAUCCAUUCCACUCCCAAAUCCUUGGAAUCUUCCAGAAGAAUCCUCAGAUAUCAGAAGCCUCUCUACUCAUCCUCCUCGAAGGUCCGCGCGUCGUCUGCAGCUCAAUCUCCUCCUUCUUCUCUCGAGGAUGGCUCGGCCGAGCAGUUUCUGCGGAGCAAUUCCAUUGCGGAUUUCAUGAGGUUCAAGCAAGGCGUCCAUGGCGGAAAUGGCGAAUUACAGACCGCCGUUGUUAGCUACAGAAAGAGGUUCCCUUGGGCUCUCUUACAGCCUUUUCGUCAGGUGGAUUUGGUUUCGACGAUUCACAUCGCGGAUAAAGAGUACUUUAAGACCCUCCAAGAGGAACUUGAGUCCUAUGAUUGUGUUCUUUAUGAAAUGGUGGCCAGCAGGGAGAGUUUAGAGAAUAGAAGAAACCCCGCUGCCACAAAGAAGCUGAAAAGUUCACGCUCACGGGGGUUUAACAUUCUUGGAUGCAUUCAGCGACAGAUGGCUAGAAUUUUGAUGCUCGAUUUUCAACUAGACUGUCUAGAUUACCAGGGAGAGAAUUGGUACCAUGCCGAUCUAGAUUUUGAGACCUUCAAGCUGUUGCAGAUGGAAAAAGGUGAAAGCUUUUUCACCUUUGCAAGAGAUAUGACCCUUAAAUCCACAAAAGCUAUGAUUCAACCUGCUUCAAUUCGAGAAGACCUUGGUCCUUGGAGAUCCAAGCUUCUGUGGGCCUCGCGGGUGCUUCCAAUGCCGCUAGUUGGUCUUCUCAUUAUUGGAGGUGUUUGUGCUGAUGUCGGAAGCCAGUCAUCAGAGUUCCCAGAGCUGGAAGCCUUGUCUAGGCUAGAUUUUGGUGCUGCAAUGAAAGUAUUCCUAGCAAAAAGACUGACUUCUGACUUUACGCAGGUGACGGCUGAUGUAGAAGAGGGGUCGGUCAUUAUCGGCGAGAGAAACAAGGCUGCGAUUGAGGCACUUCAAAGGGCAUUUGACGAGGGCCACAACAGGAUUGCCAUACUCUAUGGGGGUGGCCACAUGCCGGACUUGGGAAGGCGGCUAAGAGAGGAGUUCGACCUGGUCCCUUCUCGUGUACGGUGGAUAACAGCAUGGUCGAUACGAAACAAAGAUUUAAAGAGCAGUUCCCUUCCAUUUCUGAAGACAAUGGCUAAAAUUUCAGGUUGGCCAUUGAACCGGUACCAGACACUGGCAUUGCUCAUAUUCUCCUCAGUACUUGCAUUGGAUCUCUGGUUCUGGGAGAUCUUUUGUGGCACUGCAGUUGACUGGAUCUCUCAAUUUGCUUCGGAUUUUGUUCAUUUUAUUGAUAAUGCACAGAUCUAAAGAUAAUUCCCAAUUGGUAGAUAAUCUUGAAAUUUAUCCACGAUGGAGCCAAUCUGUAUAUACCUUUGUAAAUACAUUAAACGUCUGCCAAUAUAAACUAGUGAAUCAUUUUA
Messenger RNA from Morus notabilis, 1668 nucleotides. RefSeq lists its product as uncharacterized. The record is from RefSeq and is a predicted model, not a curated record. NCBI's taxonomy places the organism in Eukaryota, Viridiplantae, Streptophyta, Magnoliopsida, Rosales, Moraceae. The transcript has 5 exons. The coding region runs from base 155 to 1555 and encodes 466 amino acids.